Messenger RNA from Formica exsecta, 5106 nucleotides. It is a transcript of the gene Sema5c, whose product is annotated as semaphorin-5A. NCBI's taxonomy places the organism in Eukaryota, Metazoa, Arthropoda, Insecta, Hymenoptera, Formicidae. The record is from RefSeq and is a predicted model, not a curated record. Bases 373 to 3633 code for a protein of 1086 amino acids. Gene Ontology annotation, biological process: negative regulation of axon extension involved in axon guidance; axon guidance; neural crest cell migration. The transcript is spliced from 15 exons. Gene Ontology annotation, molecular function: chemorepellent activity; semaphorin receptor binding.
GCGUUUGGCUGCCAGCCCUUUGAACGUGAGAUUCGGUUUCGCUUUUUUCGCGCUCGCGUACGCACGUAAACAAACAAGAGUUAGGCGCGUCGUGUCGAUUCCCUAACAAGUGUCGCGUCUAUUAUCGCUCAGUCAGUGUGAUCGCGUCGUCGGAUUUCAACGGAUGGACAUUUCCAUGGAUAUUUAGCGCGUCGCGAAGUUGCAGUGAUACUACAUCGCGUUUUUUCAUGGUUCGUGCAUCAAGUACCGGUUCGCAGGGCUUGACACGGGACUCAGUCGUGCGUCGAGGAUCAACGUCGCUAUGGAGCUGCAGGAUUGCUAAUUGAGCUUUCUCUCUUCGCGAAGUCGGAGCGGGGAUCGCACGCGGCCAAUAUGGAGCGAUGGAUCGUGUACAUGGUGAUGCUGCAGAUCUUCGCUGUCGUCGCUCGAGCCGUCGAAGAUUUUCGGCACAUCUCGUACGAAGAUUUAGCGGACAUCAAUAUGUUUCGACAAGAGGGAGUCACGACAUAUUCUCAGCUGCUUUUCGACGUGGCACGGCAGCAAGUCGUUGUUGGCGCACGAGAUAAUUUGUACCGCUUGACGCUGACGUCGCUUACGGACUUGGAGCAGGCCACGUGGUCCGCGCCGGAGGACAAGGUCAACACCUGUCAGAAUAAGGGCCAGAGCGUCGAGGAUUGUCAUAAUUACGUCAAGGUGCUCCUCAGCAACGGCAAGAGCCUCUUCACCUGCGGCACUUACGCCUUCAGUCCGUGGUGCGCGUGGCGAGAGAUCGAGAAUAUAACGAGCGUGACCAGCGAGAUGUCGGGCGUGGCCAUGUGUCCGUAUUCACCGCAUGCAAAUGUCACGGCGCUUCUCUCGAGAGGUCCUUCCGGCGGCCUCUUCGCCGGCGCGUCGACCGACUUCUCCGGAGCUGAUCCUGCGAUCUACAGAACGCUGGCGUCACCGAACCUCAGGACACGACAAUACGAUUCCAAGUGGCUGAAUGACCCGCAGUUCGUCGGCAGCUUCGAGACGGAGGAUCACGUGUACUUUCUAUUUCGCGAAUCCGCCGUGGAGUACAUCAACUGUGGCAAGAAAAUAUAUUCGAGGAUAGCGAGAGUUUGCAAGAAUGAUCGAGGCGGACAGAUUAUGAUGAAGGACGUAUGGACGACCUUUAGUAAAGCCCGUUUGAAUUGCUCUCUUCCCGGCGAAUUUCCAUUCUAUUACGAUGAGAUCCAAGGCGCGGCUUAUCAUCCGGAAGAGGGAGUCAUUUAUGCGACCUUCACAACUCCUAUUAACGGCAUCGCAGGCUCCGCAAUCUGCGCGUACAACAUGACGGCGAUCGCCGCUAGUUUUAACGGGCCUUUCAAGUAUCAGGAAAACGCGGGCGCCGCCUGGGAAAGGAGACCGAUCGCGCAUCAUAAUCGACAACGCUGCGGCCCCCCGUCCAGCACCGCGCCGCAUCAGAUCAUGGACAAUCAGCGGUACCAGUUGAUGGACGAGGCGGUCCAGAGCACGAUGCUGGGUCCGCUGCACACCGCGACCCUCGAGCGAUUCACCCACAUCGCGGUGGAUGUGACGCCGACCAAGCUGCACCGUAGCGUGACGGUCCUCUACGUCGCCACGGCGACCGGGCUGAUCAAGAAGAUUUCCGUUCUGCCGAGAACGCAGGAAACGUGCAUCGUCGAGGUUUGGGGACCCUUGCCCUCGCCGCCGAUGACGAUGCAAUUCCUCAAGGAUACGCAGAGUCUCUACGUCGGCAUGGAAAUUGGCCUCUUGCGCGUACCUGCCGUUCAGUGUUAUCGUCAUCGAAGCCGUCAAACGUGCCUGAAUGCCCAGGAGCCGUAUUGUGGAUGGAACGAGCAUCUCAUGAAAUGUGCGCAGGCACCGAAACAGAAUUAUCUCGCAAAUCAUUGGCAUCAGGAAGUCACCAAGUGCCCAGUGCUCACCGAUCCUGUCGACGGAGGCUGGAGUGCGUGGAGUUCUUGGUCGCCCUGCCAACACGGCAUGGGGGAACAAUCGUCUGGACACGGUCACGCUCACUCUCACUCGCACAGCGAACACGCGGAGAAGAUUGACACGUGCCAAUGUCAGACCAGAGAAUGCAACAAUCCUCCGCCGCAGCACGGUGGCGAGAGCUGCACAGGUGCGCGCGUCAGAGUAACAAAUUGCACCAUUCACGGUGGCUGGACCGCCUGGUCAGCAUGGUCGGCCUGCUCCCAGACUUGCGGUUUCGCGAUGAAAACUCGCCGGCGAACCUGCACGAAUCCGGCUCCUGCGUUCGGCGGGCGCGUUUGCGUCGGUCACGAUCACGACGAUAUCGUGUGCAUCGAUCUGCCGCCUUGUCCUGUCCCCGCCAAAGUUACCCCGCCGCCUCAGAACGGACAGUGGUCGACCUGGGGCCCCUGGCACGCGUGUUCGCGACCGUGCAAUGGCGGAAUACGUAUUAGAAAGAGAACCUGCGAUAAUCCGUCGCCGAAGAAGGGUGGCGUUGAAUGCCUUGGAUGCGAUUUUCAGGUUGAGGAAUGUAAUACUCAUGAAUGCGCUGAGACAAGACGAUAUUCUGGAUGGACUCCCUGGUUGGCAGUGAACGCCAGUUUGCAAAGCGGCAGUACGGGCUAUCUUGAGAAGCGUUUUCGAUUCAGUUGCCGCGCGCAGACGGAUGAUCCAUCAAGCGUGCGAGUGCAACUCGCCAAGGAGGAGGAACGCUAUUGUAGGAAUGAUGGGUCUUGUCAGAGAGGGAAAGACGCGGAAUCCAUCAAUGAGAGCGGCUGGGGCGAAUGGUCUCCUUGGGGUUCAUGCGAUCGUCCUUGCGGGCGGGGUACCCAACAUAGAGUGAGGCAAUGCGAGUCGCCACCAUGCGAAGGCGGCCUCUCUGCGCAGAGUAGAGUCUGCAACCAGCAUCCGUGCCGUGUGAAUCCCGGCAGUGGCAACACGGCAGAGGGGCAAUGGUCGUGUUGGACGGAGUGGUCCGAGUGCUCGGCGACCUGCGGUGUCGGCGUACGUACUAGAACGAGAGAGUGUCUCGGUCCAGAGAGCUGCAGUGGUCCCCGAUUGGUUAGGGAAACCUGCGAGAUGGCCAGCUGUGAAUCGUUAGCCGGUUGGGACACGUGGUCGCGUUGGACCCCGUGCGACAGCGAUCAUCAGCAACACCGGAAACGAACAUGCCUUCUGCAGGGAUCCGGCAUGUGCGAAGGGCCGACCCGCGAGACACGCGAUUGCCUUCCGGAUUGCAUGGACAACGAUGUAAACGCCUUGCCUUCAAGUGUGGAGAGUUCGGGCGUGACAGUGGGAGCAGUAGUGGGCAGCUGCGUAAUCGGUUUUGUCGCCGGCUUGGCAUUAACAGCGAUUCUGUGCUUCUUCUACUUGAAACGACGCAAACCGCGCAUGCCAGGGAAUCCGCAUUAUAUCAGUAAACAAAAUCCUUACGUCACCGUGCCGUUGAAAGAGGUAAACGCAAAGCGACAGCCCAGCUUUUCGGGCAGCACCAACGGAAACGGGACUCUACGCGGUAAAAAUAAUCCCAACGUUAACGGUCUUGGUAGUCCCAAGCUAUAUCCGAAGAGUCUUGAUUACGAAUCCGCCACUCUAAAACGUAACAGUCACGGCCAGCAACAUAUUCGUGCCGAUCUCGAUCAGGACAAGUACUACUGAACGAGUCAUGCGCACGGAGUCAUGCGAAUAGUGCAUCGUUUCAUUUGUGCUCUGUGUCUUUCCGAUCACGUGUGAUCCUUGUGGAGGUGAGUCAUAUGUAACAUUGCUGACCCCGAAUGUUAAUUCAUUCCAUGCAUUUGGCAGCUGAUAAACCUUAUCGAUCGAUUAGCGUUCGAUUGAUAUUAAAAGGGACACAUGUGUGAUUCGAGGACUUCCGCGUUCCAGGAAGAGUGUAUUUACUUAAUUAAACUAAGGCGAUCAAAGAAGCGCCUCUCUGCAAGACUCUAUGUUUUUAGUGCUAAUAUUAGUGAUAUACAUGUUCUCCGCCGCAUUUGAUAGUUAAUGACAAUGCUGCGAUUGACGGUGCAAGUCUGAGAUUGUUUUAUAUUGAACGAAGAUGAGAAAAUUCGAUACGUAUUUCGGUAAGGACAUGGUGAUGUUUUUUUUUCGCAAUUGCCACGUUUUAAGGUACAGAUAAGUAUGCCUCAUAGUCGAGUGGCAUUUUUCGCGACGCCUCGUUUCCGGAGCGACGCAAUAACUUCCGGAGGGUAACCCAGAGAAGAUCAUUGUUUCGAGAGAUUUUAUAAGAGUUUAUUUUUGUUUCUGUAUAUAUAUGUAUUCCUUCCACCCCCAAAAGAAGAGAGAUAAAGAAUGCAAACGGACGAAAUUGAGAAGUAAUUUUGCUCAUGCCUGGGCAUUCAACUCUUUGAUUCAUUUGUAUAAAGUUUCAUGAUCCCUCAUCCCAAUGUGAAUAUUUAUAGGUAAUAUACUUUAUAUAUAAGGUUAUUUCUGCAAGAGAGAAGAAAACAGGGAAACGCGUCUAUUACGCUGCGAUUACAUAGACGAUUAAUCUAUUAAGGAUCGAUUGAUUGGAAGUUGUACAAAUACAAAAUGUGUUAUAUAUAUUCGUCUUGAAGAAAGAAAGUUUGUCUUUUAUGUUCUUAUUUAGGAGAAUUAUCGAAUAUUUUAUAUCGAAUAAUGUAGUGCCAUGAUACGGAGUUGUAUAUAAAAAUGCAUCUUCUUAGUUUUAUGACGAUGGAACAAAUGUGCGUACAUCAUAUGCGUGUAAAAUAUAUGUGUAACAAUAAACACAUACGUUGCGCGACGAUUGCGUUUAUAUUGGCUCACAUUGAGUCGCGUGUAUGCAUGCGACCAUUAGAAUAAUUUACCUCUUUGCUUGCCGCGAUGAGCAAAAUUUCUCAUUUGGAACUUAGAAGAAUGUCUUCCAAGAUGCUAAAUUAAAAGUUUUCGAUCGCGCGUUAAUUAUCUCCUACGUACGAGACAAUCAUGUAAUGCUAUGGAAAGAAUGUAAGAUAAUAUGCAAAAGAUAUAGGAAUCUUUGACAUAACGUGUGAUGCUGUAUAAGAUAAAGUACCCGUUAUCAAGGUCACGUGUAUAUGCGAUUAAUAAGUACUGUAUGCGAUGCAUUUAUUCGCGCAUUCAUUUGCAAUAAAUAAAUAUUCUCCUUUUUAA